AUGAAGUUGUCAGUACCAGCGGCGCUAAGCUUCUUCGGUCUUCUUUCUGGCCUCCCACAUUCCGCUGAAGCACAUUCGCAAGAAGCCCGCACACAGACCUCCGUAUCUUACGUAGCCGCAACCGGCUUACCUCGAUGGAGAGACUACGACCCCGCCGGAGACAAGAAGGAAGCCCCGUGGGGUAGCCGGACAUGCAAGUCAAACCCGGAAAAUGUGCCUGACACAGGCGUUGUUCGCAAGUAUGAGUGGACGGUGGAGAGAACCUGGGCAGCCCCUGAUGGAUUCGAACAAGAACUUCUCCUUGUGAACGGACAGUUUCCUGGGCCGCAGAUUGAGGCGAAUUGGGGUGACAUCGUCGAGGUCACAGUCCACAAUAACAUCACUGGUCCGGAAGAGGGCACAGCUAUCCACUGGCAUGGAAUCCACCAGCAAGAGACCCCGUGGAUGGAUGGUGUCUCUGGCAUCACCCAGUGCCCAAUAGUCCCUGGUGAAAGCUUCACAUACCGAUGGAAGGCCUCCACCUAUGGCUCAAGUUGGUGGCACGGCCAUCACGCACUUCAAUAUGCCGGAGGGCUAUGGGGGCCAAUCAUUAUUCACGGUCCAACGUUCGUCGAUUACGAUAUUGAUCUCGGCCCUAUUAUGCUUUCCGACUUUUACCACCGAGAUUACGAAGGCAUCGCGGAGGGCGCCAUCUCGACUAGUACUGAUGAAAACGUGACAGUCCCACAUUCAGCCAACCAGCUCAUCAACGGCAUGAAUCCGUACGAUUGCUCUCUGUCGCCCUACCAGUUUCCCUCUAUCACCGACGCCACAUGCCACGACGAUGCUCCUAAGCCACAGUUCAUGUUCCAGACUGGCAAGACCCAUAAGCUGCGCCUCAUCAACACCGGUGCCCAGGCCAUCCAAGUCUUUUCGAUUGACAAUCACAAGCUUAUUGUGACAACGAUGGACUGGACGCCUGUCGAACCAUACGAGGUCGAUUACAUCGCUCUCGGUGUAGGUGGCAGAGCUGAGGUGCUCGUCAAGGCUACCGGUGACCCCACCUCUGCGUAUGCCAUGCGCAUGAGAUCGCGAUGUGCGACCACAUACGUCAACGAGACUAUCGCGACUAUUUUCUAUGACCAGGCUUCGCCAACCGCUGUACCCGUUCCCGCCGCACUUGAAAUUCCUUAUAAGCUUACCAACUCAUCUUGUGGCCAUUAUGACUUACCAAAGGUGAAGCCGCUCUUCAGAAAGCGCGUCGCGAAGCCUGACAUGACCGUCUUCUACAACGUGUCUUACAAGACAAAUGCAACCGGCAACUGGCUGUGGCUGAUGAACAACGUUUCCUUCCAAGCUGACUGGAGCCGACCUCUCUUACUGGAGGCAGCCGACGGGAAAACGGACUAUCUCUCCCAACUGCAGCACAUCCUCACAACUGUGCCGGAUGACGUACGCCACGUUCGAGUCAUUGUUCAAAACACAUUCUCCAUUCACCCUAUGCAUAUCCAUGGGGGCAACUUCCAAAUCCUGGCCGAGGGCGACGGCAUUUGGAACGGCUCAAUCAUCAAUAAGAAGAACCCAGCUCGCUCCGAUACGGAGCUUCUUCGUCGAAACGGCCAUCUUGUUGUUCAAUUCGACACGAAGAACCCCGGUACCUGGAGCUUUCACUGUCAUACUGCUUGGCAUGCCAGCCCAGGUCUCAUUGCCAACUUCCUGGUGAAGCCCAAGGCGGUACAGGCGUACGAUAUUCCAACCGCUGUCCGAGAUGGAUGCGUGGCUUGGAACAAGUAUCAAAGCUCUGGGGGAGAAAAUGCUUUGCCGUUUGACAGUGGACUCCGGAAGAAAUCUUUUUCAUGA
Messenger RNA from Colletotrichum siamense, 1839 nucleotides. RefSeq names its product oxidoreductase ptaK (gene ptaK-1). NCBI's taxonomy places the organism in Eukaryota, Fungi, Ascomycota, Sordariomycetes, Glomerellales, Glomerellaceae. The transcript has 5 exons. The coding region runs from base 1 to 1839 and encodes 612 amino acids. Gene Ontology annotation, molecular function: copper ion binding; oxidoreductase activity. The record is from RefSeq and is a predicted model, not a curated record.